CAAACUGUAGCUACUUACAAAGUGAAGUACCUGUCCACGCCCCGAGCCAGGAACCCAGAGGAAGACAAGCUAUUCCUUCUUACAAAUCUCGGAACUACACACGCUGUCCAGAAAUGCGAAAAUCAGAUUUCCAGAUUGCAUGGAAGAAUGUGCCGGUCCGGAAACGGUGAGCACAUCUGGGGCUUCCAAAUCGAGUUUUAGAUCUGCGAAGACGCUCGCCAAUGCUUGGCCGGUGGAGAUGGUAGAUGCUUGCCUGCUUGCAUACUUGCUUACAGAAAGACGGCGGUACUGAACUGGCAGGCACUGCACUAAGAGUCGCUCGCGCGGGUUGACUGCUUACAGUCACGUUCGCUGAAUUCGCUGCCGCUAUCUUUUGGAAAAUUCUCUGUAGGAUUUGAGAGAAUGUCAAACCUUAUCUAUCCAGUUCCAGACCGGAGCAGAGCAGAGCAGAGCCUGUUGGGGGUGUUGGCACUUCUCUCACAAUUCGAGGGCUAGAACGCGAGAAUUUCGGAUCAUGCACCGGGUCAUCGGCUUCUCCACUUAUCUCACCCCUCCGGAUCCUCUCCUUAAACUAAACUUUGGCACUGGAUGUGACUUCUGUAGAAGGGUUGAAGCUUUCAGCUCGUCCACAUUCGGAUCGAACUUCUUUCCCGAAGGUCGAUUCGGUUAUCGUCUGCUGUGGAGGACCUCAAUGAUUUUUGCUUUGACCGGAGUAACAGAGAAUGAUUGCAAGGUUUUGAAUGCGAGCAGCGGAAGCAGAUAAUUCCUGACCCAUGCGAGCAUGAUCUGCAGUCCGGAGGCGUGGUAAAGUGUGGAAACAGAAUUGCAACCAUGCGAACGUUUCACCGAGGCUCUCGGUGCGGAGACGUCUGGCACCAGGUCACAAGAUUCCAACGAUCCCUCGACUGUUGCAUGAAUUCCACAGGCCAAGGAUCUUCCCAACUAUGAAAGAGCUUGAAUCAAUCCGCGCGCUUCGCUGAGAGGGUGGGUGACGAGAUGAGACAGGUCUCCGGGCACCAGAUUUUUCGAGUUUUCAAACCCCCAAAUUCUCUUCUGCGGGCACCACGAAACCAGGGCCCGAUUCAGGACAUAAAUUUCCGCCAUGUUUAGUUCUGCAGGCAGCUUCUCGGCAGGACGUCGUCAACUGAACAGAUGGAGCAUUCCUUCUGAGAAUUCGAAUCCUAAUGCUCGGGCAAAUAUCGGCACUGCCUGUGGGCCUUAGCGCCGCCCUGCUUCCCGCCAGUCUAUCCCGUCGACACAACGACGGCGUGGGCGACGGCGACGGUCUGGCAGGCCCCACGCAUGUACGGCCGUCGUGGUGCGCUGCCAGGCGCGGAGGACAAAGGAACGGUAUUACGAGUGUCAUCCGAGGAUUCUCAGCGCUGUUUCCCGGAUUUAUUUCUGGCGACUGACUGCAGGGCAAAUACCCGGUCCACCGGUAGGCGCGGGCACAACGUGCAGGAUGUCCGGAAGGAUAGAAGCGGCCCCGGAAUCCGCUUGACCAGCAGUCGGGAGUCGUUUGUCCAAGUUCUCUCCUUGGGUGCCUGCAUACUCAACUGACUCUAGGUCAUAAUCUGGACCCAGGGUAUCAUGCAGGUCCGCUCUCGAGCUGUCCCCGACUCCCCGCCCGCAGCCUGCAGCCGUACCCACGUGUCCGAGGUCGAAGACUUGGAGAAUCCACAUCAGCAUUCCCUCAUCCACCCUGUAGGUGUGGCUAGAGCUUGACCCAACAAGUAACCGUCGAUGCGGCUAAGCGUCUUUGUAAUCACCACUCGAGCCAAUUUCCACGCAAGUGUUGUCCUUCCGAGAAAUGGCUCACUUUCGGCCAGAUCGUAAAAGGCGAACAGGAGUUUCACCACAUGCAUCGGAGUAAUUCGGAGCCAUGUAGAAGCUGGUCCCUCUGUCCACAGGGUUUUCCACGUCGCAUCGCGCUCGAGAGCUAAAUUGCUAAAUUGCUAAAUUGCUGCUAAAUUGCUUGGCCUCCAUGCAUGGUCCCAAUAUCAGAUUAUCCAUUUAUUCUUCAACCCGUGUUCUGAGAUUGUCCGUAAUACUGUCG
Molecule: messenger RNA, 2056 nt
Organism: Marchantia polymorpha subsp. ruderalis
Lineage: Eukaryota; Viridiplantae; Streptophyta; Marchantiopsida; Marchantiales; Marchantiaceae
Source: the annotation of a GenBank genome assembly